CAAAAUAAAGAUACGUGCACAUGCUAAUAAGGUUAGAAGGCAACGAAAGAAUAAGAAUGACUGGCAUGAGGUGUUGGAGUUGGAUAACGAUUAUGGCAGCGAGUGUCGAGUCAGCAUGAUCGACGUGGUCACGGAUAUACACCUUUUUACGCUUGUCUGUCACACACGUCGGUGACCCCUUCACCCUUUUCUCCGCAACAACGGGACCCACAGAACACAGAAAAAAUGAGAUUUUUAUGUAUUGAAAUUGAAAUAUUGGGUAGCCAAAGCAUAAAGUAAAAUCAGCGCAGAAUAUGCUUUGCGCUGUUACGCAGAUUAUCCUUUCCUUUUUUUUCUAGCUCUUGUUUCAGUUCCUUCCUUCUUAUCAAUUCCUUCCUAAAUUCUCUCAUUAAUUUUCUCCAAAAAAACAACCACUUUUUCAACCGAUCCUAAUCCUUUUCUUAAAACCCUCACUCACCAACUUCUUCAGCGUUUUCCGAUAUUUCCACUAGAAACAACGAAAACGAAAGAAUUGGCAUGGAGCUUUUAACCGUCGUGGAUGAUUUUUUUGUCACGGCGUCUCUGGCGCUUCUUCUCACUUUCAUCGUCUUGAAGCUCGUCGAGGCCGUCAACGACAUUCACGCCACAUCAAAACGUCACCUCGCUCCCCAACCGCUCUCUCCGCUUUCUCAUGCCGAACGCUUUAUGGUUCAGCGCGCUCAAAGCAAGACCAAACUCCGUUUUAUUAGUCCGGUUCACUCUGUAACCGAAUACAAGAUAGAAAACCUCACGGUCGAACCGGCUCAAAGUAAGGGUGUAGAAAUCGAAUGUGAAGAAGCUACGAUCGAACCGGUCCAGCCCGCUGAAAGCAAGGACACGAUCUGUUGUAUUAGUCCGGUUCAAGCUGCCACGUCAUCAGACCUUGAACGCAAGAUAGAAGAGGCUAUGGUCGAACCUGUUCCUUCAAGCGAGAUCACGGUUUUAAGUCCGGUUCAAACUGACACGUGUGUAGGAAGCGAACACAAGGUAGAAAAGGCUGUGGUGGAAUUCGAUUCCAACGUUGUUCUCGAGUCACCGAUAAAAUCACAAACAGACAUUGCUGGUAAAGAGGAAAUAGCAGAGGCUGACGAGGGAACAACACGAGAGUUUGACGAGAAGAGGGACGUGGAAAAUGUUGCAGACCCUUGCACAGAAAUUGAAGUGUCUGCUGUAGAAAACGGCGUGAAAGAGAAUGAUUACAAUGAUGAUGAUGAUGAUGAUGAUUGGGAAGGGAUUGAAAGGAGCGAGUUGGAGAAAGAGUUUAUGGCGGCUACGGAAUUUGUUAAUAACGAGGGUGAUCGAUUGGAGAGCGUUGGGAGCAAUGUGAAAAUGGAGUUGUAUGGGCUUCACAAGGUUGCGACGGAAGGGCCUUGCCGUGAACCUCAGCCAAUGCCUCUCAAGCUCUCUGCACGUGCCAAGUGGAAUGCUUGGCAAAAGCUGGGGAACAUGAAUCCAGAGGUUGCAAUGGAGCAGUAUAUCAGCCUUCUUUCGAACAAAUUUCCUGAAUGGAUGAAAGAUACUUCAACUGGAAUUAGUGGUCAUGAACACACAAAGCCAGAAGUUUCGGAGUCCGCUGCUUCUGAUCUGAGGACAACUUGGUCUCAUCAGCAACUGAUGUUAGCUAAUAGGGAACUUGAACAAGAGUCUUAUUCCGAGGAGCGUAGCCCACUUGCAGAGUCAGAUUUAAAUAACAAUGUUAACAAAUGAUAGGAUUUCUCUCCGAAGAAGACUGAUUCCAACUGUCUAAGUUUGUUUCCAAGUAUGAGAGAUUCUUGGGUUGUUUGUUUUCUCCUUUGGACCUUAAAUUAUUUGUUGAUCAUGAUUGUUCUUUAAUAUCAAGUUGUUAAUAUAUUUUUUGUACAUAAAUAAAUGUGUGUAUAGGAUCAUUUACGCAUACUUCUGGUUGUUAAUAACUAAUUUAUUGAUAAGUA
Messenger RNA from Vigna radiata var. radiata (mung bean), 1949 nucleotides. RefSeq lists its product as uncharacterized. Gene Ontology annotation, biological process: fatty acid metabolic process. Gene Ontology annotation, molecular function: fatty-acyl-CoA binding. The record is from RefSeq and is a predicted model, not a curated record. NCBI's taxonomy places the organism in Eukaryota, Viridiplantae, Streptophyta, Magnoliopsida, Fabales, Fabaceae. The transcript has 5 exons. The coding region runs from base 517 to 1725 and encodes 402 amino acids.